This is a messenger RNA of Oikopleura dioica, 402 nucleotides long. The record is from the annotation of a GenBank genome assembly. Lineage: Eukaryota; Metazoa; Chordata; Appendicularia; Copelata; Oikopleuridae.
AUGGGAAAAUUCGCCGGAAACUGGAAACGAGUCCGAUCUGAGGGAGGCGCUGCUUUCUUCCUUGCUUUUGGCGCUCCCCAGGAGAAGCUCGAAAAGGCUGCCAAGGCUGAGCUCACCACCACCGUCACCUCCGACGGAAAGAACAUCGAAAUCAAGCGAACCUACUCCCUCGACGGUGAGUCGAAAGAAUCCGUCACCAAGGUCGUCGUCGGCGAAGUUUCCGACAUCGUCGGUCCCUUCGGCCAGAGCCACAAGGUCGAGGUCAAGGCCGACGGUGAAGCCGUUGUCGCCUCCACCACCGACGGUGCCAUCACCAUCCGAUUCGAAAUCGUCAACGACGAGCUCGUCGAGACCUUCUCCGGAAAGGGCAACACCUUCAAGCGAUUCCACGCCCGCGCUUAA